Plasmopara halstedii is the source of this 1158-nucleotide messenger RNA. RefSeq lists its product as uncharacterized. NCBI's taxonomy places the organism in Eukaryota, Oomycota, Peronosporomycetes, Peronosporales, Peronosporaceae. The record is from RefSeq and is a predicted model, not a curated record. Bases 1 to 1158 code for a protein of 385 amino acids. The transcript is spliced from 7 exons.
AUGUCUCGAAAGGUGCCUCAUCACGCAAUGUGCAACGAAGUUUACGAAAGAAACUCGCCAAAAAAGCCUCAAAAAUUGCCCUCGAUCAAAUGCAAACAUAGCUUUCGUGAUUUUCGAUGCGAGUCGAGUCGAGGUAAUCAAUCAUCUAGCUCGUUUAUACAGGACGAGGAGCGACGGGUUCAGGAGAGAUGUGUGAAAAUGCUUAUGAUUAAACUAGCCAACAAGGAGAAAGAGGUAGAGAUGCUGCGGUGCAAACAGAAUGUAAUUGAUGCGCAAUCAGCAGGACGUGAUCUACAACAACAGAACCAUCAGAAAGAGCGUGAUCUAGCUUUUGAUCAGUUGACUUUGAGAAACCAAGAGCUGCAACGACAAGUACAAAUAUUGCAGACCCAAUGCCAACAACAUCAAAAAGAUAGCAAAGCACACCAUACUGCUGCACUUGAGCAUAAGAGACUACUCCAGGAAUGCGAAGCACAAGCCAAAAAUGAUAAGAAAGCCACCCACCACAUUUUAGAGGAGCUACAAAAAGAACAACAACAAAGUAUAAACGACCGAAUCGAUUUACGAAACAAACUACACAUAGGAUUGCAGAAAGAGGAAUCUCUUAGCAACCUGGUGAACCAGCUUGAAUUUAACAAUUCUAGAAUUGAAGGCGAGCUUCAACAAUUGAAAGGCAGCUACCAGCAUUUACAAGAGGCUUUGGUACAGGAGCAGCAGAAGCGCAUGGAUGCUGAAACUUUGGCGAAGAAGAUCAAAAUCGAGAAGGUUGCUUUGGAAGACAAGCAGAGAAGAUCAAUGAAGAUUCUUAAAGUUGCUAACUCAAAGGCAACUGACAUGGAGAAAAAGCACAAAAGGCUUUCACAAGGCGAGAAACAGCUAGCACAGCAGCUAACAGCUCUGCAGAGUGAAAAUUCUGAGUUGAAAGCACGCAAAGAUCGAAUGGCUGCGCAGAUACAGCACUUACAAACACGACUAGCAAUUCUUGAAGGUACCAACGCCGUCCGAGAGCAAAAAUUGGAGAGUGUUACCUCCGAGCUGGAAAGUGCGCGCAAAUUCGGUCGCGACACCCAAUUUCGCAUCAAAGAGCUCCUUGAAGAAGUUGUUUUUUUAAAGAAUCGGAAGAGAUUGACGCAGCAAAUGACGUGCCGUGCUGGAUGA